AUGUCGUCCAUCUCCAUCAUGUUUGUGCCUGUGCAGUUUGUCGAGGAUGCGGAGAAGCAGAGUGAAGCGGAGAGCACGGCAGCACAUGACAGCGACGUCGACACCGUCGAGGACUCCAGCUCCUCGCAGGUCCCUUCACCUCGAUCAGAGACUUGCGAGGAAGACGAAUGCAGCGUGGUCGUGAGGGGCACGUUUAUCGAGUUGAGUGAUGGCAGCCUCAUGCAGCAUUACCGGCGCCUGCGUCGAUUCCAGACCGACUCUGUCUUGGUAGAGGUCUCUCCAGAAGAGGCGUACGAGCCUGGAAGGUUGAGCAAUUCCAAGCUGCAGAGCGCUGGCGCUCCCGAAACUGCAGGGCACACUGUAGCAGACACCGGCCUGCGCCCGGAGGCACCCUCCGCACAGCACGUAUCACAGGUCCCAACACGAACCACGGUCAUGUUGCGGAACAUUCCGAACAACUACACCCGGGAAAUGUUCCUGGAGUUGUUGGACCACCACGGCUUCGCCGGGCGCUACGACUUCGCCUACCUGCCUUGCGACUUCUACAGGGACGCCAAUCUUGGCUAUGCUUUCGUGAACCUGGUGGACAACAGGGCUGUGGAGGAUCUGUGGGCAGCCUUCGAUGGCUUCGUGGGCUGGUCUUUGCCUUCGGCAAAGGUCUGCCAGGUUCGCUGGAGCGGCCCACAUCAGGGCCUUGAGGCGCACGUGGAGCGCUUCAGGAACAGCCCGGUCAUGCACCGAAGUGUGCCAGAGCAGUACAAGCCCGUCAUUUUCAAAAAUGGCGUGCGGAAGCCGUUCCCCCGGGCCACGAAGAAGGUCAAAGCACCAAAUGCAGGGGUCUUCUGA
Symbiodinium sp. CCMP2592 is the source of this 846-nucleotide messenger RNA. The record is from the annotation of a GenBank genome assembly. Lineage: Eukaryota; Dinophyceae; Suessiales; Symbiodiniaceae.